Molecule: messenger RNA, 468 nt
Organism: Stegastes partitus (bicolor damselfish)
Lineage: Eukaryota; Metazoa; Chordata; Actinopteri; Pomacentridae
Product: nanos homolog 1-like
Exons: 1
Coding region: 1-468 (155 amino acids)
Molecular function (GO): RNA binding; zinc ion binding
Source: RefSeq, a predicted model, not a curated record
AUGGAUGCGCAGAGCUCGCUCCUGACUGACCGGGACUGUUUUGACAUGUGGCACGACUACAUGAACCUGUCCAGGCUGCUGGAGGGGCUGAGAGGGAGAGAGGCGGACCCCAGCGGGGAAACCGAGGCGCCGAAGAAGAAGGAGGCUGCGGCAUCGUGGAUCCAGAACUCGCCUCGGGCCAAGAGGGGCAGGAACUCCACGGAGACCAGCUCCAUCAGCAGCCUGUCGGACACCAGCCUGACCUCCGCAGCGGACUGCCGCUUCUGCAAGCAGAACGGGGAGUCUGCAAGGGUGUACCGGUCACACAGGCUCAGAUCGGACGAUGGGAGGGUCACCUGUCCUAUCCUCCGGAAGUACACCUGCCCCAUCUGCAAAGCCACCGGGGACCAGGCUCACACACGCCGGUACUGUCCGCAGGUGCAGCGGCAGGAGGCUGCGAGGAUGCUGCCAGUGUCCAAGUUCUGGUAA